Messenger RNA from Pristis pectinata (smalltooth sawfish), 886 nucleotides. It is a transcript of the gene rps3a, whose product is annotated as ribosomal protein S3A. The record is from RefSeq and is a predicted model, not a curated record. NCBI's taxonomy places the organism in Eukaryota, Metazoa, Chordata, Chondrichthyes, Rhinopristiformes, Pristidae. Gene Ontology annotation, biological process: translation. The coding region runs from base 63 to 860 and encodes 265 amino acids. Gene Ontology annotation, molecular function: structural constituent of ribosome. The transcript has 6 exons. Gene Ontology annotation, cellular component: ribosome; cytosol.
CGAGACCGUGACCAAAUCUCGCGGGAUCUCCUCCUCUUCCUCUUUCCAGCUCCUCGGGCGACAUGGCAGUCGGUAAAAACAAGAGGCUGACCAAAGGAGGCAAAAAGGGGGCCAAGAAGAAGAUUGUGGACCCCUUCUCCAAAAAGGACUGGUAUGAUGUCAAGGCUCCAGCGAUGUUUAACAUUAGGAACCUGGGUAAAACCUUAGUUACAAGGACCCAGGGAACUAAAAUCGCCUCAGAAGGCUUGAAAGGCCGUGUAUUUGAGGUGAGUCUUGCCGACUUGCAGAAUGAUGAAGUGGCCUUCCGCAAAUUUAAGCUCAUCGUCGAGGAUGUUCAGGGCAAAAAUUGCCUGACCAACUUUCAUGGGAUGGACUUAACUCGUGAUAAGAUGUGCUCUAUGGUCAAAAAGUGGCAGACCAUGAUUGAAGCUCAUAUUGAUGUCAAAACUACAGAUGGGUACCUUCUGCGCCUCUUCUGUGUAGGCUUUACUAAGAAGCGCAACAACCAGAUCCGUAAAACCUCCUAUGCUCAGCACCAGCAGGUUCGUACAAUCCGCAAGAAGAUGGUAGAAAUAAUGACUCGUGAAGUUCAAACCAACGAUCUCAAGGAGAUAGUCAACAAGUUGAUCCCAGACAGCAUUGGGAAGGAUAUUGAGAAAGCUUGCCAAUCCAUUUAUCCGCUCCAUGAUGUAUAUGUCCGGAAAGUCAAGAUGUUGAAGAAGCCCAAAUUUGAAUUGGGCAAACUGAUGGAGCUGCAUGGUGAAGGAGGAAGUGGUGCAAGUAAACCAUCAGGUGAAGAGACUGGUGCUAAAGUAGAUCGAGCUGAUGGAUAUGAACCCCCUGUCCAAGAAACUGUCUGAAUAUGUAUAAUAAAACAUCUCUUUUA